AUGGAUAAUCCUGAAACUAUUGAUAAAGCUGCUUGGAAUAAAGAAAUAUUGCAUGUCUUUUAUGACCUUUGCAUCAAGGCCAUCGACAUGGGAAUGAGACCGAAUACUCAUUUCGACAAGGCUGGUUGGAAAUAUUUGCUGACAUCUUUCAAAGAACAAACCGGUCAUGCAUUUACGAAGACACAAUUGAAGAACAAAUGGGAUGGCUGCAAAAAGGAUUGGAGGAUAUGGACGAAGCUCAUUUCAGAAACUGGUGUGGGCUGGAGUAAUGAAUUAGGGACAAUUUCUGCAAGUGAUGAGUGGUGGAAAGCAAAAAUUCAGGAAAUAAGAGGAGUAAAAAAAUUUAGGCAAGCUGCUAUCGAACCGUCUUUACGUUUAAAGUUCAACAGAAUGUUCUCCAACAUUGUAACUACUGGAGAGUAUGCAUGGGCACCAUCGGCUGGAGUCCUUCGUGAUGAUAAUAUUGGUGUUGUUGAGGAUUCAAAUGACAAUAAUGAACAACCUAAUUUGGAAGAAGGAAGCGGUGAUUCAGAAGAGGAUGGAAUUCCAAAUUUCACCGAUGAUAUGUGCAACAUGGUUAGAGGGGUUAAUAUGUCAAGCAGUAGUAACACACGCAGCAGUGAAAAGAGAAAAGCAAGAGAACGUCUUGACAUUCAAGCAGGGAAAAAAAAAGAAGUUCUGGAAUUGGGAUGCAACUACUGUCACGAAGGAGUUCAUAUUGGUAAUGAUUUUCAUGUGUAUGCUACUGAGUUCUUAGGUAUGAGAAGGAAUAGAGAAAUGUGGUCAACUAUGGGUAGUCUUGAAAACAAGAUGAAAUGGUUGCAGAAAAUGUUUACACGGCGUAAAGCACCUUAG
This is a messenger RNA of Populus nigra (black poplar), 855 nucleotides long. RefSeq names its product L10-interacting MYB domain-containing protein-like. The transcript has 3 exons. The record is from RefSeq and is a predicted model, not a curated record. Bases 1 to 855 code for a protein of 284 amino acids. NCBI's taxonomy places the organism in Eukaryota, Viridiplantae, Streptophyta, Magnoliopsida, Malpighiales, Salicaceae.